CUCUCUUCUUGGCUAACCUGUGUACACGGUAUGUGGUGAGCAAAGGUUAAAGCUGAUAACGUUAACUGACAGUGGGAGCAAGCAGGGGCAGAGGAGCUGAUAAACUUGACCAGUAGGACUUCUGUCUUGUUCCAUCAUGAAUUUCUUCCUGGAAACGAUCCAAGUCCUCUUGCUGUCCCUCUGGUACAAUGUGGAAUCUUUCAUCCACAUCUUUGUGCCCACGAAGAAGAAGAGCAUCGCUGGUGAGGUGGUGCUGAUCACGGGGGCAGGUAGCGGGAUCGGGCGCCUCAUGGCUAAGGAGUUUGCGGCUCGGGGCACUGUGCUGGUGCUGUGGGAUAUUAACCAGGAUGGGAUGAAGGAAACUGCUAGACUGGCUAAGCAGAGUGGAGCCAGCAGAGUCCACUACUAUCUGUGUGACUGCAGUGACAAGAACGAGGUUUACAGAGUGGCUGACCAGGUAAAGCGAGAGGUGGGUGACGUCAACAUUCUGGUCAACAAUGCUGGGAUCGUGACAGGCAAGAAGUUUAUGGAUUCUCCUGAUUCCCUGAUUGAGAAGACGGUGGAGGUCAACACAAUGGCUCACUUCUGGACCUACAAGGCCUUCCUUCCUGCCAUGAUUGCCAACAAUCACGGCCAUCUUGUCAGCAUUGCUAGUUCUGCUGGACUCAUAGGAGUCAAUGGCAUUGCAGACUACUGUGCCAGUAAGUUUGCAGCAGUAGGUUUUGCAGAGUCCGUGGGUCUGGAGCUGCUGGCAACUGGGAAAGAUGGCGUCAAGACCACCAUUGUGUGCCCGUACUUCAUCAACACUGGGAUGUUCAAUGGAUGUCAAACUAAGUGGCCAAGGCUGCUGCCAAUCCUGGAUCCAGACUAUGUAGCCAAGAAGAUCAUCCAUGCUGUGCUCACAGACCAGGUCUUCCUGCUGUUGCCCAAGAGCAUGUACCUCAUCAAUGCUCUCAAGAACGUCCUCCCCAUGAAGCAGGGCAUUAUGCUGGGCCAGUACCUGGGAGCCUUCAACUUCAUGGACUCAUUCAGGGGACGCUCCACAAAACAGGAGUAAAGGAAGAAAGUGAAGAACACGUUAAGGAGUAGUAAUAUGGAAGGAGAUUUGCAUUUAUUACAGCUAUCUAUCUAUUGUGUGUUACUGUCUUAAGACAGAACA
This is a messenger RNA of Etheostoma cragini (Arkansas darter), 1159 nucleotides long. Its product is annotated as epidermal retinol dehydrogenase 2-like. Bases 137 to 1057 code for a protein of 306 amino acids. The record is from RefSeq and is a predicted model, not a curated record. Gene Ontology annotation, cellular component: lipid droplet. NCBI's taxonomy places the organism in Eukaryota, Metazoa, Chordata, Actinopteri, Perciformes, Percidae. The transcript is spliced from 8 exons. Gene Ontology annotation, molecular function: oxidoreductase activity, acting on the CH-OH group of donors, NAD or NADP as acceptor.